ACAUCAAACCACGUCAUCCCAUCCUCCUCUUUGAAACCCUUCUCUCUCCUCCAGUGUCCAGACCACCUUUGCUUUUUCUCUGUUUUCGCUCUCUUUAAUCACAUUCUCCCCUUUUCCCCCUUUUUCCAUUUCUAGGGUUUUCGCCAUUUUAGGAGAGCGAAAAAUACAGUGAGGAGAGAGAGAAAAAAGCAGCAGCCAUGGGUUCGAUUCCCGACCCGGGCGAGUCGACUCAGUUGAACUCACCGAGCUUCGAGGAAUUCCAGAAGCAGACCUCGUUGAUGACGUCUUGCACUCUGCUAUGGAAGGAGCUCUCAGAUCACUUCAACACUCUUGAGGAAGACAUUCGCCGCAAAUCCGAGGCCUUGAAGCGCAAAAUCCAAACCCUAGAUCAUCAAACCAAACAGUCCCUUGAAGUUCUGAAGAAGAGAGAGGUAACUAUCGAAGGCUCCGUCGAGAUUGCAAUCGGCCGAGCUGAGGAAUCCAAGAAGGUCGCAUUGAGCCUCGGAGUUGUUGAGGAGAGAGAAAAUGUCCGAGUAGGAGAAGGAGAAGUUGAUGAUGGUGAGGGUUUGCUCAUGAAAUUGAAGAGUUUUUGUAUUUGGAUGGAUUAUGAAGGAUUUUGGAGGUUUGUCACUGUUAGGAAGAAGGAGCUGGAUUUGCUUAGGGCUAAAAUUCCUGUAGCUCUUGCUGAUUGUGUCGAUUCACCCAAGUUCGUGCUCGAAGCGAUUUCGGAGGUGUUUCCGGUUGAUAAGAGGGCUGAUAAGAGUGACAGAGUCAAUGAUUUGGGUUGGGCAUGUGUUUUGCUCUUGGAAUCUCUUAUUCCUGUUGUGGUUGAUCCAGUGGUUGGGAAGGAUCGUCUGAUUGUCACUCCAAGUGUUAAAGAGAAAGCUGAGGGUAUAGCCGAGACAUGGAAGAGGAGUUUGGAAGAGCGCGGCGGCAUCGAAAAUGUUAAGACCCCUGAUGUGCAUACGUUUCUGCAGCAUUUGGUUACCUUUGGGAUUGUAAAGAAGGAGGAUGUUGGUCUGUAUCGUAGGCUUGUUGUUGGCUCUGCUUGGAGGAAGCAGAUGCCUAAGCUUGCUGUUUCUCUUGGUUUAGGUGAAAACAUGCCCGAUAUGAUUGAAGAGUUAAUAAGCAGGGGACAACAAGUUGAUGCUGUUCAUUUUACUUAUGAAGUUGGCCUCGUAGGUAAGUUUCCACCUGUCCCACUGCUUAAAUCCUUCCUUAAGGAUGCAAGAAAGGCUGCUGCUGCAAUUUUGGAGGACCCAAACCAUGGUGGACGAGCUGCGCAUCUAGCUAAUCGGAAAGAGCAGUCUGCUCUCCGGGCAGUUCUCAAGUGCAUAGAAGAAUACAAACUUGAAGACGAAUUUCCCCAAGAAAACAUCAAGAAGAGGCUUGAGCAGUUGGAGAAGAAUAAAACUGACAAGAAGAAAAGUGCACCAAUACCUGCAAACAAGAGAACUAGGGUCUGCAACAAUGGUCCCAUGCCUCCAGCCAAAGCUGGCCGGUCGACAAAUGCAUAUGUAUCUUCAUUUGCACCAGCUCCUGCAUAUGUUAGGUCUCCUUCACACCCCCAGUACCCAGCUGGGGUUGCGCCUUAUCCUUAUGAUAGACCUGCCCAUGUUAUGUAUGGAAGCAGCAGUCCUCCAUAUCACUACUCACCAGAGGCCGCCCCGCCGCCUGCUAUGGCUGGUCCAUACUCUGGAGCACCUAUUAGUUACCCUGCAUAUGGCUACAACAAUGGGAUGGCGCCGACUUAUCCACAGGUUUACUACUGAUAGGUAACCGGUCUUCAAUAACCAUGAGACUAGUAUGGUAACUACAAUGACCACGUGAUGUCAAAAAUGGUUUGUCUGUAAUCACUAACCUUUUAAUGGUAGCGAUGUGUGUGCUUAUUACGAUAAAUUCUGUAUUUUCUAAUGUUAAUCAAACUGAUAGCUCUAGGUGUUGUGAAAUAGUAACUAGGAUGAAGUUUUAAUGAUAUUUAAGGGCAUAGGUGAACCCUGUUUUUAGUAGUAGACUGCUCUGCCGAUGCUUGUGACUUGAGAGUCUGGGGCAAACUUGGCCAUGCAGGUGUGCUUUCUUGUAGAUGGAUUGUGUAUAUGCUAUAUCUUACAGCGCUAGUUGCCACUGAA
Messenger RNA from Beta vulgaris subsp. vulgaris (sugar beet), 2129 nucleotides. RefSeq names its product FRIGIDA-like protein 4a. The record is from RefSeq and is a predicted model, not a curated record. Bases 198 to 1772 code for a protein of 524 amino acids. Lineage: Eukaryota; Viridiplantae; Streptophyta; Magnoliopsida; Caryophyllales; Amaranthaceae. The transcript has 3 exons.